This is a messenger RNA of Leptosia nina, 4338 nucleotides long. The record is from the annotation of a GenBank genome assembly. Lineage: Eukaryota; Metazoa; Arthropoda; Insecta; Lepidoptera; Pieridae.
AUGGAUCCCGGGUACUUCGAUAUAGACAGACAGCAGAACCCGAGGGAAAAGGCUAACUUGGUGUCUAAGACAUGUUUUUGGUACACGCGACCCAUUUUCGAGAAGGGCAGAAAAGGACAGCUCAGCAUAUCUGAUGUUUACAGGUGUACACCGGGCCACAGGGCUGCUCCACGUGGCGAUGUCAUGAGUGAAACUUGGAAAAACGAACUCUUGGAACAAGAUAAAACCAAAAAACCGUCGCUGUUACGAUGCAUUAUAAAGAAUUACGGAGUUAAAUUCAUUGUAUCUAAUAUUAUAUUUGCAAUAGUCGAUACCUCACUUAGAAUAACAACGCCAAUGUGCCUCGAAGGUCUCAUCAACUAUUUCUCACCCUCACAUUCCGGGGUAACCACCUCGGAAGCAUAUUUGUACGCUUUAGGCGUGGUCAGUUUUAUGGCGAUCAAUGCGAGUAUAAUCCAUCCCAUGUUACUAUAUUUACUGGAUAUGAGUAUGAAAGUCAGGGUGGCUUGCUGUUCUUUGAUUUAUAGAAAGUUACUUCGCCUAGAUUUAACAGCCGGUGGGAAAGCGUCGGAAGGCUUAGCCGGCCACGUGGUCAACCUACUGACCACGGACGCUCAGCGUUUCGACAUGGCCAGUGUCUUCAUGGUCGACCUGGUCAGGACCCCGGUUGAGAGCGUCAUUAUAGUUUACCUGAUGUAUAGACAGAUUGGAGUUUCCUCUAUUAUAGGAGUAGCGUUUCUCUUGAUGUUUAUUCCUCUACAAGGCUACUUGGGCAAAAUCUCAAGUCGUCUACGCCAUCAGACUGCUGUGAGGACAGAUAACAGAAUCCGUCUGAUGAACGAAGUGAUCCAGAGCAUAGAAGCCAUCAAGAUGUACGCUUGGGAGAACGCGUUCGCCGGGAUUAUUGGGAGAGCUAGGAAAAAAGAAAUGAACGUGAUCAAAAAAAUGUCAUGGCUGCGGGCGGUCAUGAUAUCUUGCGUCAAACUGAAUACAAAGGUGGCAAUAUUCAUAAGUAUUAUAGCGUUCAUCUCCUUUCAAAACGACCUCACUGCCGCCAAAGUCUUCGUCAUUUUCUCCUACUAUGAUAUGUUAAAGUAUACUUUGGUCGAUUUUUUGCCACUGGCAAUAACGUUCACUUUGGAAGCGUACGUCAGUGUCAAGAGAAUGCAAGAAUUCCUAUUGUUGCCAGAAGUGGAAAACCAAGAUGGCGUCGAUUUAAUUAAUAUUGAGAAGAAAGAAAUGAAAACCAACGGUGUGUUUGAGAAAAUUGGAAAUGGUCAACAAGCAUACAUAAAAUCAGAGUCGAACCUAGAACAACUGAAGCCAGAUAUCCUGAUCAAUUUCAAAGACUACACGGUCUACUGGAAGAAUGUGGAAGACGAGAAAUUGGAUAGACAGAUUCCAGCCUUAAUGGACAUUAACUUAGCGAUAAAACCCGAUACACUUACCGUGAUUGUAGGUACAGUGGGCUCAGGCAAGUCCACUCUGAUACAAGCGAUGUUAAAAGAGCUUAUACCGAGCUCAGGAUCUCUUUCAGUUAGAGGAAACUUAGCGUAUGCCGCACAAGAACCAUGGCUCUUUGACGCUUCAGUCCGGCAAAACAUCUUAUUCGGUCAAGAUUUAGACUUGAGGAGAUACAAACAAGUAAUUAAGUGUUGUCAGCUGAAAACUGAUUUGGAUAUCUUGUCCCACGGAGACAAAUCUGUCGUUGGAGAAAGAGGCACAUCCUUAUCAGGUGGGCAGCGCGCGCGCAUAUCACUAGCCCGUUGCGUCUAUCAACACGCAGAUGUUUAUCUCUUGGACGACCCCCUAGCAGCAGUCGAUGCUAAGGUUGCGCAAGCGAUCUAUGAAGAAUGUAUUCGCGGUUUCCUUCGAGACAAGGCUGUGGUUCUAGUGACGCAUCACGUGCAGUACGCAAGGCAGGCGAACAACGUGUGCGUUAUGAGGGGGGGUAAGUUGGUGGCUCAAGGCUCUUACCGCGAUUUGAAGAAUGGCGUUCCCGAGUUCGAGCAACUGAUAGAAAUGGGAGAAAAGGUUGAAGAGAAACAAAAAGUGAACUUCUACGAAAAUAAAGAGAGUAUGGAACACUGUCAUAUACUGAGAUCGCAAAGGUCAAUGUCCGAAGCGUCACAGCUGUCAUUCAAUUUGGAUACAGAUAAUAAUUCCGACCCCAAAUAUGAAGGUGAAAGUCAGAACAAGGGUUCAGUAUCCAGCAGUGUCUACGUUUCAUACAUUGCCAGCGGCGGCGGCAAGUUCACUAUGCUGCUGUUGCUGUCGCUGUUCCUCAUAGCUCAGGUUUUCUACUCCUCCACUGACAUCUGGCUGAAGGAAUGGGUCAACUUGGAAGAAUCAAAUAGCGCGAACAGUAUAGCGACUCGAAAUAACGUAACCACUGACACGCCACCAGUGAUCUACGAAGAUCUUCCAUUGAACCGGUGGCACUUGACGCGUGCGCAGUGCGUCUACAUAUACGCGUCUCUGAUCGGCAUCUGUAUGUUCUUCACCUGGAAUAAGCUGCUCGUCUUCUACAACACCUGCAUCCGAGCUUCAGUUCAGUUGCAUGAUACCAUGUUUCGCGGUGUCACAAACGCGCCAAUGUGGUUCUUCCACCACAACCCAUCAGGUCGGAUCCUCAACAGAUUCUCGAAGGAUAUGGGGCAAGUUGAUACCUUGCUUCCCGUUGCUUUAGUCGAUUGUCUUGGGUUCUUUUUGGAAGUAAUAGCAAUAUUGGUGGUCGUCUGCUUGGUUAACUGGUGGUUGCUGCUGCCGACUGCUGGCGUUGCAUUCCUUCUAUUCCUGCUGCGUGCGCUGUUCCUUAGUACUAGUCGGGAGUUGAAGAGAAUUGAAGCUAUCGCUAGAAGUCAAAGUCUCAACCAUGCUGCUGCAACAGUAUCGGGCCUUGCCACGAUCCGCUCAACUGGUGAACAGCAACGGACUCUUGCGCAAGAGUUUGACAAACUACAAGACCUGCACAGUAGCUCCUGGGCCCUGGUUCUAACCACUAACAGAGCGUUUGGCUUCUGGAUGGAUAUGGUCUGCUGCCUCUAUUUAGGCACUGUGACAUUCAGUUUCUUUCUCUUCGCUGGAGAAGGUAAUAUGGGUGGAAACGUCGGUCUAGCUAUAACACAAGUUAUUGGACUCGUCGGAAUGUGUCAAUAUGGCAUGAGACAGACUGCGGAAGUUGAGAAUCAGAUGACAUCUGUAGAAAGAAUAUUGGAAUACACCAAUCUACCACCAGAAAACCCAGUUGAGCCAGAUCACAAAGCCUUGCAGACGGAAUGUCCCAGCGUUCAAUUUGAAGAGUGGCCUAAGAAUGGUGAAAUAGUAUUCGAAGACGUAUCCCUCGAGUACGAGAAGCCGCCGAAGAAGGAACCAGUGACGGAUCCAGCACCGAAGGUAGACGACACAGCAUACGCCAUCCGCGGUGUCAACUUCUCCAUUCGCCCUGGGGAGAAGGUGGCCGUGGUGGGGAGGACGGGGGCUGGGAAGAGUUCGCUUAUUGCGGCUCUAUUUAGGUUGAACAAAAUAACGGGCAAAGUGGCAGUGGAUGGCGUCACGUCGGAAUUGGCUGGACUCCGCGCGUGGAGGUCUCGCCUGUGCGCGUUGCCUCAGCGGCCCGCCCUGUUCGCAGCCACGCUUCGGGACAACUUGGACCCCGAACAGAAGUACUCCGACGCUCAGAUAAACGCUGCCUUGCAUGAGGUGGAGCUCCAAUCACUGGUAUCCGCUCUUCCGGGUGGUCUUUCGUCUCGCGUUGGGGAUGGUGGAGGAAAUCUGUCCAGUGGACAGAGGCAGCUGGUGUGCUUAGCGCGUGCGGCGUUGGCGAGACGAGCUGUGCUAGUGCUGGAUGAGGCGACCGCUAACGUCGAUACUGAAACGGACAGGCAAAUCCAAAGCACGAUUCGCAGUAAGUUCGCGAGCUCCACGGUCCUCACCAUCGCACAUCGACUCAACACAGUCAUGGACUAUGACCGGGUUAUCGUCAUGGACAAAGGUCACGUCGUAGAAACCGGUCAUCCCUUUGAACUUUUGACCCAAAGCAACGCCCAAUUAAAAGCAGAACAGCCGAGACGCACUUUACUAUCGAAGAGUCAGGCUCCCCUGGCAAUACCAGAGAACUUCCCAUUCCAGUCAUCUGGUGAAAGAAAUGAAGAGUCUGAGACUCUGAUAUUAUCGAAGGACAGAAUUAGGACUUAUUCUAACAGGUCGGAACUUAAUGAACCCGAGGGGGGAAUAUUCAAGGUCCUCGUUGAACAAACUGGCCCGGAAACUGCAGCCUUAUUGUACAAAAUGGCGGAAGAGAGCUACAAAAAGUUCCAAGAUAAGAAGAAUGCUUAA